AUGACGAUGAUGAAGAAGAAAGGUACGACAAUUGCGAAGAUCCGGAUGAAAUCAGAAGAUGAAGAAGAAGAAGAAGAUAUGCAAAACCUGCCACCAAAGAAACGAGGUUUCUCCAGAAUAGAUGAUUCUGUGGAGCUUGAAAUGAAGUCCGUAGAGUUAGCUGUAGGUCAAUGUUAUGACACAAAAGAAGAGUUCGAGACGAGAUUGAAGAUCUACGCGGUUGCCAAUAAAAUGGACUUCGACGUGGGACACUCAACGCCCACGCUAUUGACGGUUAGGUGUUGGGUCGGUGGAUGUAAAUGGAGGGUUCGAGCUUUGACGGUUGGAGAUGGAAGACAGUUCUAUGUCAAAACAUACUACGGUUUGCACACCUGUUCUAUCACGAUGCGUUCUUCACGUGCCCGACAAGCAACUCCUGAGAUAUUAGGACGUCUUUAUAAGGAUUUUGUAGGUGGAACAGGUAAUACAGUUACCCCAAAUCACGUUUCUGAUGCGCUAACCAAACGAUAUGGAAUCAAGGUGGAGUAUUGGAAAGCUUAUCGUGUAUUGAAGUAUGCACGUGAACUAGUGACUGGGAGUUCAGAGGACAGUUACGAGGACAUUCCAUCCUACUUAUACAUGAUUAGACGAGCUAAUCCAGGAACACUCAUCAAGCUCGAAGUGGAUUCGGAAGACAAGUUCAAGUUUAUGUUCCUUGCCUUUAGUGCGAGCAUUCAGGGGUUUCCAUUUAUGCGGGAAGUAGUGGUGGUUGAUGGUACCUUCUUAACAGGUAAAUACAAAGGUACACUACUCAUUGCCACAACGCAAGACGGGAAUUUUAAUAUAUUCCCAAUUGCUUUCGGUAUCGUUGAUACUGAGAAUGAUGAAUCGUGGGAAUGGUUCUUUGCACAACUACAUCGAGUUAUACCUGAUGAUGAAGGACUUGCCAUUAUUUCAGAUAGACAUAGAUCUAUUGGGAAAGCUAUAACAAAAAUUUACCCUCUUGCUUCGCGUGGUAUUUGCACUUAUCAUUUGCACAAGAAUAUAUUGGUCAAAUAUAAAGGUGGAGAAGCUUUUCGCCUUGUCAAGAAAGCAGCAACAACAUAUAGGCUUUCAGAUUUCAAUGUCUUAAUGGCACAGAUUCAGGGGUGUAACCGAGGACUAUAUGACUACUUACAAAAAGCGGAUGUCCAGAUGUGGAGCCGUGUUCAUUUUCCGGGACAGAGGUACAACUUCACUACUAGCAACAUAGCGGAGUCUUUAAAUAAGGUCCUUUCAAAGGUUAGAAGUUACCCAAUUGUGACACUAUUGGAGGAGAUUAGAUCGCUUUUGACUAGGUGGUUUGCCAAAAGGCGCCGAGCUGCAAAUGAUAUGGAGACCGAGCUUACUACUGGUGUUGAGAAAUUGCUAUGGGAAAGGGUCGAUGGAGCAAAGCAACUAGCAGUGCAAGAAAUCGACGACCAUCUUGCACAGGUCACCGGUGGCUCAUCCUUACAUGUUGUCAAUUUGGAAAGGAAAACAUGUACUUGCCGACGGUUUGACAUCGAUAAAAUACCGUGCGUCCAUGCCCUUGCUGCAGCGGAAGCAAAAAAAAUUUCCCGUAUCAGUCUAGCCCACCCUUACUACCGUAGGUCAUACCUUUCGUCGGCAUACGCGGGGACGGUCAUGCCAAGAGAUGUCGCUUUACCUGUACCCGAAGAAGUGGCUAACAAAGUCUGUAAGCCUCCUUUUGUUCGUAAACCACCUGGUAGGCCAAAAAAAUCACGAAUGAAAAUUGCUUUAGAAAUAGCAAUGCAGAAGAAACGUCCAAGGAAAGAGCACAAGUGUUCCAAAUGUGGCCAAGCCGGUCAUAAUCGUGCGACAUGCCCAUCUUGA
Molecule: messenger RNA, 1854 nt
Organism: Eutrema salsugineum
Lineage: Eukaryota; Viridiplantae; Streptophyta; Magnoliopsida; Brassicales; Brassicaceae
Exons: 4
Coding region: 1-1854 (617 amino acids)
Molecular function (GO): nucleic acid binding; zinc ion binding
Source: RefSeq, a predicted model, not a curated record